AGGCAUCUCAAUUAAAAGACUAUCGUUCUUGCAGAAGCUUCUAUUUCUAAAGUUAUGCCAGAGUGUCAGAAUAUCGCUACUAUAGAUGAAGUCCAGCCAGUGCCAGAAUGGCUGACAAAGGACUUCCUCAGGGAGAAGCUGAGCAUUCACUUUAAGGACCCCAGCUUGGAGGUUACUUCUAUGACACUCUCUCCAGCUAUUGGCAAAGGAGAGAACUUUGCUAGUGUCAUGACCAGAGUGGCGGUUCAAUAUAAGAUGGGAAGUGAUCAAGAACCUAGAACAGGAUCGUACAUCGUUAAGAGCUCAUUCGAAGGAGAUGACUUUGCGAAUGAACUGAUGGAGCAAUACGACAUUUACACCAGAGAAAUGGAAAUAUAUGACAAAAUUAUUCCGAAGCUUAACGCGUUGCUCGAGGAAAUCGGUGAUCCGGAUAAGAUGUUCCCACAAACCAUUGCUGUAGAGUUUGAACGUUCAGCGAUCGUAUUUGAAGAUCUCUCACAGCGCCAGUACAUUAUGUGUGACCGAACUAAGGGCUUGGACAUGGAACACGUAAAACUGUGCCUAAGAAAGUUGGCCAAAAUGCACGCCACUUCAGCUGUUUUAAAUGAACGUGAGCCGGGAACUUUCAAGGGCUACGACCGUGGAAUGUUCAAUCGACACACGAACUCCUACAGACCAUUCUUUGAGGGACUUCUGGUAGCUUGCAGUAACAUGAUAAGCCAAUGGGAUGGUUAUAAGUACUAUGCCGAUAAACUUAAUGCACUUAAGCCUAAACUGAUGGAAUAUGGAAAACAAGUCUUCGAUCCUAUCGAAGGUCAUGUGAAUGUCUUGGCUCAUGGAGACUUCUGGGUCAAUAACGCCAUGUUCAAUGAAGGCCCAAACCAGCAUCCGAAUGAUGUGAUUCUUAUUGACUUCCAAUACAGUUGCUGGGGAUCACCCGCUAUUGAUUUGCACUACUUCUUCAAUACAUCCCUGAGUGAAGAAAUUCGGCUACAUCAACAGGACGAACUUUUUCAAUAUUACUACAACAUAUUCGCUGGAACUUUGAAAGCUCUACAAUUCCAAGCUAAGAUUCCCAGUUUACAUCAGUUCCUGUUGCAUAUGUCUGAGAAAAACUUCUAUGCUUUUUCUUCAUGCUUGGUCCAAGCUGUCCAGAUAAAUGACAAAAAUGAUGAUGCAGAUUUUCAUGCUUUAAUGAGUGAAGAUGAACGGGGUUUGAAUUAUAAAAGUUUAGUUUUCCAAAAUGAAAAAGUCCAGAAGAAUUUAAAGAGGCUAUUGCCGGUGUUUGAUCGCAAAGGUUUAUUGGAUCACAGAGAUUGAGGACGAUUGAGUGAAAUUCUUAUAUCAGUAUAGCUAAAAAAGUGAUCUCUCUAAAGUGUGAUUUAAUGUCAACAUUGAGAAUAUAGAUUUAAGGAUUUAAUUAUUUUGUUGUAAUUAGUUGGUAUAACGGUUAAACGGAGCUAUGGUUAAGAGUGUUUAUCUAUACUAAACCAAAGAUACUUUUUAAGAAAAGUAAUGAAUUAUAAGAUGGCGAAUUGGUUCGUAAGCUUAAAGGAUAGUUUUAAGUAUAUAUUAAUGUAUUAAAUGGUGAUUAUAAAUAAAUAAAUUAAAAUGAAA
This is a messenger RNA of Eupeodes corollae, 1617 nucleotides long. RefSeq lists its product as uncharacterized. Bases 55 to 1320 code for a protein of 421 amino acids. The record is from RefSeq and is a predicted model, not a curated record. NCBI's taxonomy places the organism in Eukaryota, Metazoa, Arthropoda, Insecta, Diptera, Syrphidae. The transcript has 2 exons.